Messenger RNA from Danio aesculapii, 2291 nucleotides. RefSeq names its product proline-rich coiled-coil 1 (gene prrc1). Gene Ontology annotation, cellular component: cytoplasm. Lineage: Eukaryota; Metazoa; Chordata; Actinopteri; Cypriniformes; Danionidae. The coding region runs from base 103 to 1410 and encodes 435 amino acids. Gene Ontology annotation, molecular function: protein kinase A regulatory subunit binding. Gene Ontology annotation, biological process: activation of protein kinase A activity. The transcript has 9 exons. The record is from RefSeq and is a predicted model, not a curated record.
CGUGACGUCAUCAGAGCGCCGCCGUGUUCACUGUAUUUUGCACCUCAGCUGCUGCCGUUUCAACAUUACACUCAGUUUUGAUCGCAUCAGAACAGAGAGAAGAUGAUGGAAGAGAGUGGUAUAGAGAGCACACCACCCGCUACCCCUCCACCUUCAUCUACGGUGGUUGCCAGUCCUCCACCACUCAGCAGCGGAGCCACUCGUCCUCAAACUGUCCCUAGUCCUUCUGGCAUCUCUGCUUUUGCCCCAGGAGAUUUUUCCAGCCCUGUUCCUUCAGUGGCUUUGACUUCCACGCUGCCACCCAUGCAGUCUUCUGUUCCUCCUCUCCCUCUCAGUUCAAUAUCAUCUCCGCUGGGACUGAGUGGUCCAUAUGGCAUCCCUAGUGCUUCAUUUGCCUCUCCAGCCACCGGUCCUCCACUCAGCACCGCUCCCCCUCUGGGCCCGGUUCUUUCUGCCCCUCCAAUGGGCCCUCCCACCACUGGCUUCUCUGUAAGUGGAGGAUAUGACAUCACCCGUGGCCAUGCAGGGCGCACACCUCAGACGCCAUUGAUGCCCAGUUUCUCCAGUGCCUCACCUAUGCCAGGGAUUGUUACUAAUCCCAUGAUGCAGCAGCCAGUGUCUGGAGGGUUAGAUGUCAGCUCACCCAUCACAUUUCCUGAGGAUGUUGAAGAUCCCAGAGUCAGUCCGGACAGCAACACACCUGGUGGAUUAUGGGGCUUUAUAAAGGGUGUAGCUGGAAACCCAAUGGUCAAGACCGUCUUGGAUAAAACCAAACACUCUGUGGAGUCUAUGAUAACCACGUUGGACCCUGGAAUGGCACCUUAUAUCAAAUCUGGAGGAGAUGUGGACAUCGUUGUGACGUCAGAUAAGGAAGUGAAGGUGGCAGCGGUACGGGAUGCAUUUCAGGAGGUGUUUGGUUUGGCCAUGGUGACAGGAGAAGCCGGUCAGUCCAACAUCGCCCCACAGCCAGUGGGAUACGCUGCAGGGGUCAAGGGAGCUCAGGAGCGCAUUGACGGUCUUCGCCGUGCUGCUGUCAUUCAUGAGAAGCAGCCUGUGGUCUCGGUGGAAAACUUCAUCGCUGAACUCUUUCCAGACAGGUGGUUUGAUAUAGGUUGCCUGAUCUUGGAUGAUCCUGGAUACGGGAUUCACAUUGAGACAUUCACCCAGGCUACACCUGUGGCCCUGGAGCAUGUACAGCAGGCGCAGUCACUGACUCCUCCAGAUUACAACCUCCGCUGGUCCGGUCUUCUAGUGACCAUUGGGGAAGUUCUGGAGAGAAAUGUGCCCAAUGUCAGCCGCACAGAUUGGCAUCAGGCCUUCACGGGAAUGUCUCGCCGACAGAUUAUCUACUCUGCCGCUAAAGCUCUGGCUGGCAUGUACAAACUACGUUUGCCCUCCAGGACAGUGUGAAUGUCAAAUGCCAUUGUUACAGACCACAGAUGAGUUUUGGCUUCAGGUCUGAAAUAAACCAGUUACAGGGCAAAAUAACUAUAAUCUAACUUUUAAAUUAUUGAUUGAAUUAAAUAUUUUUCCCUUGAUUGCAUUUGAGUUGGAUUGGUAUUAAAAAUUGACCACAAUCUCCCAAUCUGAUAUAAAUAGGUGAAAAUGAAAUCAUGUGUUGUGCGUCAUGAUCUAUUUUCAUACAUAGUGACAUCUUUUAGAAUAUUCAAACCAAGAAAAAGAUGACUUUUUGUUUGCUAAGGUAUAACACUUUCGUUUAAGUUUACAAUCAAAUACAUGGAGGAUUUUAAGGAUAGCUGAAAUUCUUAACAUUGUGAAUAUAUUGUUUUGAUGUUACGGUUUGGAGUUUAUUUUGUAGCAUUUCUCUUUUUUAGAACCAUCGUUACAGUAGUGUGUCUGCACGUUUGUUUCUUUUAUACCGAGGUCCAUGUUAGCUCAUGUUUACUGCUUUCAGAUAAAGAGGAUCACCAGCUUUGCUGCAUAUGUAAACAAACCAAUUGCUUUAAAUGUUGUUACAUAAAGCAACCUGACUUUAUAUGUUCUACGGAUAGGUGUUUCCAAUGAUGUGCAGCAGGAUCAUUCAUUCAGAGUGACACAGGGCACACCUGAGCAUGACCUCUGAGUUGACCGCUGAUGUGUAGCACAUGAACGUAUACUAAAUGAUUGCUGUCAAAGCCAAAGCUGUCAUGGACAGGAGUUAAUGAAAAGUGUAAACUGCCUUUUAACUGUUUAUAUGUUUAUUUUUCUAGAACAACUGUGGAUGAUUUUAUUUCAUGGCAUUUUACAGAUGUGCCUUUGACCAGCAGAUGAGUAAAACAUUUUGUAAAGCA